Myxocyprinus asiaticus (Chinese sucker) is the source of this 1656-nucleotide messenger RNA. Its product is annotated as growth/differentiation factor 6-B-like. Bases 1 to 1245 code for a protein of 414 amino acids. The record is from RefSeq and is a predicted model, not a curated record. Gene Ontology annotation, molecular function: cytokine activity; growth factor activity. Gene Ontology annotation, cellular component: extracellular region. Gene Ontology annotation, biological process: BMP signaling pathway; SMAD protein signal transduction. The transcript has 2 exons. NCBI's taxonomy places the organism in Eukaryota, Metazoa, Chordata, Actinopteri, Cypriniformes, Catostomidae.
AUGCGUGCUUGUGAAGUGUCCAGACUAUUUUUGACUUUUACUUUCUUUUUGCAUUUUCUGCGCGUUCACACAAUGAACCCUCUGUUUCCAACUGCAUCCAAAGGCACUAAAGUUGCCAAAUCUGCGCCUGCCGACGGCCAGAGAAGAGCAAAAUAUGGCAAAGGUAUACUGGUGGCAUCACCGUUAUCUGGAGACAGACAGUCACAGCGGACGAUAAAGGAUUCAAUUGAACCUCACGAUUACAUGAUCUCUAUCUAUAAGACUUUUUCUGCAGCUGAGAAACUGGGGCUUAACGCAAGUUUUUUCCGCUCAUCAAAAGCAGCAAACACCAUCACGAGUUUUGUGGACGAGGGUCAAGAUGACCUUUUGAACUCCCCUCUGUGGAGACAGAAGUACUUGUUUAACGUAUCAACACUUUCGGAAAAUAUCGAGCUCCUGGGUGCUGAACUGAGGAUAUACACAAAGAUCUCUGGAACCUUUCGAGCAUCAGAGGCAGGCCCAGUGGAGAUUCAGCUUCUCUCCUGUCCAUCACACAUUGUCCUAGACUCCAAAAUCUUGGAUCUGGAGGAUGCACAUAAGCCAAAAUGGGAGGUUUUUGAUGUAUGGGACAUUUUUAAAGAACAACACCUCUACCAUCAGGGCUCCCAUUUCUGUUUAGAGCUCAAGGCAACACUAGAUAAUCCAGAGAAGGAAAUCGACUUGCAAUAUCUUGGAUUUCACAGAUAUGGCCGUCCACCACUAAAGAAAGCCAUAUUGGUUGUUUUCACAAAGUCAAAAAAGAGGCAAAGCCUUUUUUAUGAAAAGAGGGAAAAGCUUAAACUGUGGGGUCUUGAUGAUCCCCGAAAGAAGAAAAGACCUCGCUUGAAAUCCAGACGAAGACGGACCGUUUUACCCAACCGACACGGCAAGAGGCACGGCAAAAAGUCCAAACCUAGAUGCAGCAAGAAGCCCUUGCAUGUGAACUUCAGGGAGCUGGGUUGGGAUGAUUGGGUUAUCGCUCCUUUAGACUACGAGGCCUACCACUGUGAGGGCAUCUGUGACUUUCCCCUCCGAUCUCAUCUGGAACCGACAAAUCAUGCCAUCAUACAAACCCUCAUGAACUCUAUGAACCCCAGCAACAUGCCGCCCAGUUGCUGUGUCCCAUCAAAACUCAGCCCCAUCAGCAUCCUAUACAUCGAUGCAGGAAAUAAUGUUGUAUACAAGCAGUAUGAGGACAUGGUAGUGGAGUCUUGUGGCUGUAGGUGAUCAUGCUUUUGAAACUAAUGGAGAAAUGUAAAUUAAUUCGGUUGUUGUGUGAAUAAGUCUUUUUUAUAAUAUAAUUUUGAAACAAAAUUGCUCAAAAGCAGAACUUUACUGGAAGACUUAACUGGAAUAGAAUAACCAUAGUCAUAGCUAUUGGACAGUGAAUGGCUCUUUAUUUACCCUACCGUUUACAUUUGGAAUGGUGAUACUGGAUUGUCAAUAUACUGUAAGCAUUAAACAAAUGGGCAAAUGUUUCAUGUUUUAAUGGUCAUUGUACUUAACUAUACUUAGAAACAUUCUUACAUUAUUCUUAGUUUCUCUGUAUGGGACAUUUUAUACUUUAAAUGUCCUGUCCAAGACAACUUCAGACCUAAAACACGUUCCUAUUUUGAAUAGCUGUAUUUUGAAUAUUGA